AUGGGCCAGUACUGGAGACUCGUUUGCUUAGACAAAAGACAGGCUACUGGCAGCUACGGUAAACUUGGCGAGUUUAUUUUUGAUGGCAGCAGCCCAAGAUAUAUUGCGAGAAUGCUAACUCGCGGCAUUUACUAUAUUCCCGAUAGGCCGUUGUCAGCGAGGCCGAUCAGCGAGCACACAACUAAUGUGGGUUCAGUAAUCGAGUCUCUACCAGACAUAGUGCUGGACACGAUCAUGCUGCACCUGCCGGUGGUUGACGUCUGGUGCUUUGCCCUGACUUGCUACCGCACGUUGGAAAUUGGCCGUCGCAACCUGGCUCGUUAUUUCAACUUCAAGGAGGGCAACAGGGUCUGGGCUGGAUGCCGCAUCAUUUGCGUCGGAGACUACAUUGAAGAUUACCCGCCUGGAGUUCUCACCGCUUCAGAGGAGGCAGAGUUGUCUGAGAAGAACCUGUUCCGCUUGGCUGAUGAUUUUGGGGAAGAUUGCAGCUAUGAAGAUCCAAUGAGCAGCUUUUGCGAACGCGUGUUGUUUUCUGGACACUACGGUUUAGCGAGAGAGCUUCUUCCCAAAUACAAGAUCAUGAGCCAGCAAGACAAAAGCUACAUACUUCGCAAUCUGACCACCAAGGAGUAUGUGCGCGCUGAAGCAUUCCACGACACGCUAGCCAAAUUCAAUAUUGGCGAUUUGAUUCUAUCGCGCAUAUGUUGGUCGUCAGAUGACUCGGUAGCCAUGGUUAACAAUGUCGAUAUCCACCGCGGCCUUUGGGCUGGCCACCGCCUUGAUGUAAGCACCAAGGACACUGUGGACGAUACUUGGAAGGACGCUACAGACAAGUCGUACGAAUGGGUCAAGUCAAUUUACGAAAACGAGUUUGGAAAGAUCAACAGCUAG
Messenger RNA from Kickxella alabastrina, 891 nucleotides. RefSeq lists its product as uncharacterized. The transcript has a single exon. NCBI's taxonomy places the organism in Eukaryota, Fungi, Kickxellomycota, Kickxellomycetes, Kickxellales, Kickxellaceae. The record is from RefSeq and is a predicted model, not a curated record. Bases 1 to 891 code for a protein of 296 amino acids.